Molecule: messenger RNA, 2286 nt
Organism: Elgaria multicarinata webbii
Lineage: Eukaryota; Metazoa; Chordata; Lepidosauria; Squamata; Anguidae
Gene: PLLP
Product: plasmolipin
Exons: 4
Coding region: 317-862 (181 amino acids)
Biological process (GO): myelination
Cellular component (GO): membrane
Molecular function (GO): structural constituent of myelin sheath
Source: RefSeq, a predicted model, not a curated record
GCCUGGAGACCCCGCCCGGGCUCGCCCUCCCGCGGGGCCUGGGCGUCGUGGCGCGGCGCCGGCCCUGCUCCGCCUCCUCUGCCUCCGCCUCGCCAGCCCGCCAGCCCGCGCGCACCGGCUGGACGCGCCUUCGAGGCACCCGCACCCCCCCGAGCGCUGCUGCAGCUGCUGGAAGGCGCGGCCGCCGCGCUCCGCAGCCCAGCCGACGACGACGACGACGCCCGACCUCGGCUGGCCCCCGGCCGCUCUCCCCGCGCCCCAGCCCGCCUAGCAGAGAACACGCACCCCCGCCGCGGGGGGCGCCGCCGCCGCCAGCAUGGCCGAAUUCCCGGCCAAAGUGAGCACCCGCACCAGCACGCCCGCCGGGGCGCCCGCGGGGCGCGCCUCCGCCUUGGACCUCGAGUUCCUCCGGUCGCUCUUCGGCAUCUUGAUGGUGGUGGAAAUCGUGCUGGGUUGCUUGGUGUGGGCUCUCAUUGCUGACACUUACUACCAACCCUACCCGUCCUACGGCUGGGUGAUGUUCGUCGCGAUAUUUUUCUGGCUGGUGACUGUCAUACUUUUUGGGAUGUACCUUUUUCAACUUCAGAUGAAGCUCUACAUGAUCCCGUGGCCGAUUGUGCUAGUGGUAUUCAAUGUCGCAGCGACCGUCUUGUACGCAACGGCUUUCAUAACGAGCGCCGCGUCCGUCGAGCCGUACUCCUGGCCUCAUUCGCCAGACUACAACAGGAGGGCCUCGGCAUCGUUCUUUGCAUGCCUGGUGAUGAUCGGCUACGGGGUCAGCGCCUGCCUCAGCAUCCGAGCCUGGAGAGGAUACGGAAGCAAUGCAGCAACCAGCCAAGCGACGUUUUCUAAUCAUGCCUGAAAACUGUGGGCCAUUUUGAAUCAGUGUGGAUUGACUGUGGCGUGCAGUGGCUCUUGGGUGCUUAAGUUCUCUCCCCCGCCUCCACUUUCAGACCUAGUAGUGUCUGAAAGAUAUUCCUGGUCCUAGCUUCUAGCAUGGCCCAUGCCAAAUAUGCUGUUUUAAUGCCACCUGUAAGUGCCUAGCCCUACUUUGCACUAAUCAGCAUCCUCUGUAGAUUGGCUUCGGCGUGGCUGAGCCGUGGAGGCAGGACACCUUGCAAGAGAUGACCUAGUGCUGCUUUACAGACCCACGAUUCCUGGUUUGCACUGUGGGACACCACAGAUAUCGCACCACAGCAAGAAAUGCUGUAGUGUCUCAUACUUCCUUUAACACAAUGCUUUUCAAUGGAGGGUUGUUGUUUUGCAUGUUUCCAGAUGGGACUCAUCCCACUUAUCAUAAUCAAGUGAUGGAAAUGUACCCUGUCCUUAAUAUAGGGGUUCUUAGCCGUUUUGGGUCAGUGGGUGCAUUUGGAAUUUUGAAAAUGUGUUUUGGGUCCUCUCCCAAAGCGGCUUCCGUGGUGGUGGGGAGGCUUGCCCGUUCGUAAAAUGGCUGCCAGGGUGAGCAUAGCCAUUUGCAAAACACCCAUUUCCUAGAAGGCAAACUGAUGAGACUGAAAGAAACUUGCCCAAGGAUUUUGAGUACAAGGCAGCAAUGGGAGGUCUGAGCUCCGAAACGCAAAGGUGCUCUUCAGAACCCAAAUUAAGAUGAUGCUGGAAGGCAGCGCUUCAUUUUGCAGCUCGACAGCCUAUCAGUUUAAAAUAGUAAUACAAUAAAAAUUUAGAGCUCCGGCUAUUGGGCGGAAUAGAAAUGUAAUAAAUAAAUAAAUAAUAAAUAAAUAAAAAUCAGAAGGGCAGGGUCCCUGGUGGGGACAAAGAGAGAUUUCCAUGGGAUGCCACAUGAGGGACCCUAGCCUUCAUAUGAAUGGAUUACAUCUGGGUGUUCUAGCAUUGGCAGGAUGUAGCCACAUGUGCAAAUCAUGACUUUGUCACUCCACAAGCCUGUUCUACACAUGCGUUUACAUUUAAUGAAAAGCAUUCUGUUUUAAGAUGAUAUGUUCUCUUUGUGGUGUUCGAAACAGGAUGCUCCGCUCGCACAUGCAGUCACCGCGGGAUGAUCUUGCACGUGUGAACCUGCCCAGAGGGUGCCUGUUUCCAGGGACGGCCGAGCCUGCACAACUCACCAGGACUAACAUCAACUAAAAAGCAAACUCAGCAGCCUCCUGUUAUGCCAGCCACGUGCAACUGUUGUGUAAAUAAUGUAUAAUGAUUAACACAGUAUGUUUCAUAGUAGCAGGGAUGCUUCUGAUACAGGAACACAGCAAGUAUUUUGUUAUUUCUAAAAAAUGUUCUGUUUUAAAUUAAAAAAAAAUCUAAAUCUCUCUCCGA